AUGGCAGUGAACCUGUCGUUCAGCGAGGUACUGUGCCAUUUCGCUGUCGAUUUAUACGACCAAAUUAUCAAGGAACAAAGCCCCCAAUUCAAGAAUGUAUUUUGGUCUCCCAUGAGCGUACAUGCUGCAAUAGCAUUGAUUAUGGCUGGAGCUUCUGGUGUGACCAAGCAAGAAAUGGUCAAGAUGCUUCAUGUUCCUGACACGCUGAAUGAAUCACAAGCACAUGAACUAUUUGGGUCAACGUUUGUGAAUAUCUCACAGUCCUCAAAAACCGUUGAGGUGGCAGCGGCCAAUCGACUGUUUCUCCUACAACCGGCCAAAAUCCUACCCGAGUAUUCCAAAACCUUGAGUAAACACUAUAAUGCAGAAACGGAGUCACUGGUUGAAUUUGGUGGGUUGGAAAACAAACGAGUCCAUAUGAACAAAUGGGUAUCAAACGUAACGAAAGGAAAAAUCAACGAUUUGAUUCCUCCCGACGCAUUGUCUGAGAGUUCUAUUUUGACCAUACUGAAUGCACUGUACUUCAAAGGAUUGUGGGAACAUCCGUUUGCAAAGAACCGGACUACGAAUGCAACCUUCUACUUGUUGGAUGGCAAAACACUUGAAGUACCCAUGAUGUACAUUAAAGAAAGACUGCCUUAUAUAUGGCUGGCUGACUUGGAUGCGGAUGUUAUUCGUCUGCCAUUUCUGGGCGCCGACUGGGAAAUGUUGAUUGUUCUCACCAGAGAGAAGAGUAAGUUUCCGGGUCUACUGGCUCAUCUACGUGAACCUGGAAAGUUAACGGAGCUGAUGAACACUGAACUUGAUUUAAUCGAGAUGGAACUUUAUAUGCCAAAGUUCAGGCUAGCCGGGUCGAAAGCACUCGACGUGAAAGAACUACUCAAACGAUGUGGAAUGACUUCUGCGUUUGAUUCGGUGCAUGCGGACUUGUCUCGAAUGUGCUCCAAUGGCAAAUUGUUUGUCUCGGAAUUGCUUCACAAGGCUGUCUUAGAGGUCGACGAAGAAGGUGCAACGGCUGCAGCAACAACGGGGGUUUUCUUCAGCUUCCGAAGCGGAUUUGGUCCACCAACUUUCCGAGUGGAUCAUCCGUUUUUCGUCACCUUGGUAUACAAAUCUAACGUGCCAGCUUUUAUUGGCCACAUAGUGGUUCCAGAAAAAUUUUAA
Dicrocoelium dendriticum is the source of this 1164-nucleotide messenger RNA. The record is from the annotation of a GenBank genome assembly. NCBI's taxonomy places the organism in Eukaryota, Metazoa, Platyhelminthes, Trematoda, Plagiorchiida, Dicrocoeliidae.